Molecule: messenger RNA, 1226 nt
Organism: Theileria equi strain WA
Lineage: Eukaryota; Apicomplexa; Aconoidasida; Piroplasmida; Theileriidae
Exons: 9
Coding region: 36-1226 (396 amino acids)
Biological process (GO): rRNA methylation
Molecular function (GO): methyltransferase activity
Source: RefSeq, a predicted model, not a curated record
AGGGGAAUUUGCCCUUUACCCAUUCAUAAUGUGGAAUGGCUCUCACGGAUUUCUCCGUGUGUUUUAUUCUGGUAAUUCUUGUACCAUAUUUCUUCAUAGAUGAGACUAGUAUUUAUGUAAAGUGCAAAAAUAUAAACUUUAAUAGACGAGGGAAAGAUAUUUUUGCAGUUUCUUCAAAAUGUGCGCCCCUUUACGGAGAUUCUUUGCAGAAUCUCUCAUUCCUAAGUUCAAACUUGGCAAGUUCCGGACUUGUACGCAAUUUCCACGAAAUUAAGAUGUCUUCCAAUUCAGAGGAUGCUGAAUCUGUGAAGGAUCUUGUGGAGCGCAGCAACGCCAGGGCUGGCAUAGGAGGAGACAAAGUCGAUGAAGACAAACCCAGAAAAUCCAACUCUCCGGAUGUAAGAGUCUACGCGCCAAGAAUAAUCUCCAAAAAAGUCAAGAGCAGAUACAAAUUCAGACCAACAAGAAUGCAAGGAAUAAAACUGCAUGAUGAAUCGUCAUUCAACACAGUUUCAAUGAUGAAGAUAAAUGGAGGUUCUAUACGGGGUCGAAAACUCUGUUGUCCACCCGUAUACAUCCGUCCCAUGAUGUCUAGGGUAAAAGGCGCUUUAUUCUCAUCCCUUCAACAUAUUGGCAUGUUCUCUCCGGAUCGAGAGUGCAGUGUAAUUGAUCUGUUUUGUGGCACUGGCUCUGUAGGAUUAGAGGCUCUCUCCUAUGGAGCAACCAACUGCACUUUUGUAGACAUAUCAAUGGAAUGUUGCAAGGCCACUUCAAUAAAUGCUGGACACUGUGGUUUCAAGGACAAGUCUAGGGUAUUAAGAGCGGAUGCAAUGGAAUCAAUAACAUCACCGUGGUUACACUCAAUUAACCAAAAGUUUGAUCUCCUCAUAGCUUGUCCACCAUACCAAGAGGUCAUAUACUCUGAAUUAAUAGAGAAGAUCGCAAACAGUACUAUUUUAAAUAAGAAUGCCGCCGUAGUAAUAGAAUAUCCCAAAGAAAUCAACUUCUUACCACAGAAUGUUGGAGACGGAAAACUUCUAGGGAUAAAAAAUCGCAGAUAUGGACGCACGAUCCUUGCAGUUUAUCUCUAUACUCCCUCAGAAAAUCGCAUGGAACUUGUAGAGUCCGCAGCGAAGGAGUUCGUACCAACAACAUACAGCAGGAAGAGACUCAAAAUAGAAGGAUUCAUCAAAAAGAGAGGGGAGGAAGACCCAUUUAUAAUGUAG